GAAGAGUGUUGGACGGGCAUCGCGCGAGAGCUCGACGACUGGUGGCCUCGCAGCGAAGGUCGCUUUGUCGCGGAGCGAGAGAGUGUGGGCGCGCGCGACACAGCGAGCGAUGGCAGGGUCGAGGCAGGGCCAAGGCAGGGUACGUGAGGGCAAGGGCGAGGUGAUAGAGCAGGUCUCAUGAAGCGUACACCUGUGGACACAGCCAUGGUCACUUGUCAUGUGGUGGUACAAGGUUGGGAGCGUCAAGCACUGGCUUGAUGCAGUGGCGGAAUUCUACGAGGAGGAUCGCUCUUGGCACCACGUUCCUCAGACCCUCGUAGUUUAAGAAACUGUUUCUGGAACCAGUUCGUUUCGUUAAGCUCAGAUCGCGUAGCCGUCGUCUUCUCUCCAUGACGGAAAGAAAUUUGUGAAUAGGUUAAGUUCACUACAGUUGCAGCUUCAGUUGCGAUGAGCGUAGUGAGGUUGAUUGGUUUUGACGGCGCCGCGAGAGGUUUGGUGUGGUUUUUGCUCAAGUGACAUGCUCUGCCCUCGACUGGUGAAUUUCGCCACACGUCAAGGCCACUACAACUCGACAUGCUCUCGUGGGUUGUGAGCAAGACUUUGGACAGCGUGUACAAUCGUUCGGACGGAAAGGCCGAAGGUAGCGCAAGUUGAAAUAAACGGAGAGUUGCAGUGCGACGCCGGAGUCGGGUGGGAAGUGGUGCGUUUGAGGAGGUUGGGUGAGGAGCUGUAGGAACGGACACGUGUUGGAGUAAGGAGAAGAACCUGAUGUUGCAAUCCUGUCUGCCUUACAAGCCAGUCAUGUGGAAUGACCUCUUCAGUGGGGCAGACCACAACUUGUCGAAGUCCUGUGUGGCACAGCAGCCGACCUCCACCUUGCCAACCACGUUUCCAGGACGGGAAGGCACGAGCGGCAAGGAUGGCGUGAGGAGCGAGGCGUUUUCAAUGGGGAGCAUGGACGUGGGGGUCCUGAUGGCGGAUCCGUACACGGAGGAGGAUGUGGAGAUUCUGGCAACGGGGUGCAACUUCCCGGCAUACGAUGCGGAGGAGGCGGAGGAAGAGCUGCCGCUGUUCGGGUAUGCGAGCGAGGUUGUGAAACCAGGGUACAGCUGGGAGCCGUGCUUCGGGAAUCUGGAGGAUGUGGACGAUCUGCUGAGCUCGGGACCGGAGUCGUGUUUCGGGGCAGCAGCCGGCGGAGGCGAGAAGGCAGAGAAUGGCGUGCAAGUGCGUCAUUCGGAAUCACGGUCAUGGAGCGAGCGUGGUGGAGCGGCGGAAGGGGUGGUGGAUGGCGCACUGGUGGGAAUGAGCGCGGAAGUGGUCGGAGGCGGCGGCGGUGGAGUUGCAGUGAGAGGCGAAGACGAGAAGGGCGAGGCGGGGAGGAGAAGGGCGGAAUGCGGGGAGGAGCGAUGGGGCGGUCCAGCAUCAGUGGCGCGGUGCAUAGCGAGGCAGUGCGUGCUGGACGGGGAGGGUAUGGGUGCAGAUGCGGUGUCGUCGACGAUGACCGGGGACGGUUGCGUGAGCAUGGACACGUCGGGAGACGGGUCGCCUUGCGUUGUGCGGUCGGAGUUGGAAAAGGCCAGCAUCGCUCAGGCUCAGAGGGCGAGACGGCACGCCGCGAGCCGGAAGCGGAUGGAAGAGAGAGCGAGGCGGCAGGUGUGCCAGCGGAAGGCGUUGCAGGGGACAGGUCGGUGGGGGAGUUUUCAGGCAGCACAAGCGCACAUGCUGCAAGCGAUGCCAGGGCCGUUGAUUCCACAGGCGGCGCGGCUGAGCGCGCCAUCGCUGGCGGCGAUUCAUGGGUACGCAGCUCCGCGGUCGAAGCUGUCACCGAUGCAGUCGGCGAUGAGGCCCGGGCCUCCAUUCAUGCAGGGGGGGUAUGGUCCGGUGGGGGCGAUCCGUCAGUUUCAGGCGGCGGCGCCCGCGGCGCAGAUGCAGUUCGUGGGGUACCAGCCACCGUCUCCGUUCCAACCCGCGAUGGGGGUGCCGCAUCCGGAGUUCCGGCUGCGGGUACCGGUGGAUUCGAGGAGUCGUGCAUCGGGUGGGAGCAGCGGGGACAUGACGAGGGAGGAGAAGGUGGAGAAACUGCGGUACUUGCGGGGGAUGCAGACCGGACGGGUGGCGGUGGAACCGCACCAUUCGGGGAUGGAUUGGAGCUACAUCACUGCUACGUUAAUGUAG
This is a messenger RNA of Physcomitrium patens, 2175 nucleotides long. Lineage: Eukaryota; Viridiplantae; Streptophyta; Bryopsida; Funariales; Funariaceae. The record is from RefSeq and is a predicted model, not a curated record.